AUAAUCAACUUCAGGUGUUUGGCUGGCUGCAGGGUUGAGUCUCUGAUUGCUGGGAGCACCCGCUGGCCAGCCCUGGUACUGCAGCCCACAAGGCAGGUGAGUCCCACCAUUACUGGCAAGUCCAUUCCUGACAUUUCCCCCCCCUCAAGGAGUGGCCUCAGGACGCUCCAAACAGUCCUAGCUGGGCAAAAUGUUCCACCGCCCGGGUCUGGUAACUGGUGGGAUAUCAAAGACUGGCACAUCGGGCUGGACUCCGGGCAGAGGCACAUCGGGCUGGACUCCGGGCAGAGGCACAUCGGGCUGGACUCCGGGCAGAGGCACAUCGGGCAGGACUCCGGGCAGCGGCACACAUCGGGCAGGCACAUCGGGCAGGACUCCGGGCAGCGGCACAUCGGGCAGGACUCCGGGCAGCGGCACAUCGGGCCACCAGGCAUGACAGCGGGCAUCGGGUCACCAGGUAUGACAGCGGGCACUGGGUCACCAGGCAUCAAUCAGGUCAUUUGGCUCGCCAGCGGGCACCGCGUCAUCUGGCAAGGCAGUGGGCACCGAGUCACCAGGCAUGACAGCGGGUACUGGGUCAUCAGGUACCGGAUCGUCUGGAUCGACAGCGGGCAUCGAGUCAACUGGCCUAAUGGAAUCAUCAGGCUGGAUCAGUUCAUCAGGCUGGAUCAGUUCAUCAGGCUGGGUAGAAACAUCAUGCUGGGUAGAGGCAUCAGGCUGAAUGGAGGCAUCAGGCUGAAUGGAGGCAUCAGGCUGAGUGGAGGCAUCAGGCUGGGUAGAGGCAGCAGGCUGAAUUGUGGGCGCCGAGGCACCAGGCUGCACCACGAAGGCAGGUUCUCAGAUGGGAGGCUGACCGGUUUGGAUACUGGCAGGAUGGUAUUGGUUGGAAAGAACUUUCGCCUUUUCCUGGUUUUAGUUACCGGAGCACUGUAAGUAAGCGCAGGUUUGUAAACGGAUGGAGCAGCUGGAGACAGAGAAGAGCUGGAGGAUGGAACAGGGGAGGGAACAGUUGCUACAGAGGGCUUCUUUACAGGGUUAAAGGCAGGAUAGGUGCAGUGAGUGGGAACAGGGUACUGACAUGCGGUAGAUAG
Molecule: messenger RNA, 1091 nt
Organism: Staurois parvus
Lineage: Eukaryota; Metazoa; Chordata; Amphibia; Anura; Ranidae
Source: the annotation of a GenBank genome assembly